This is a messenger RNA of Malania oleifera, 844 nucleotides long. RefSeq names its product large ribosomal subunit protein eL34-like. Lineage: Eukaryota; Viridiplantae; Streptophyta; Magnoliopsida; Santalales; Ximeniaceae. Gene Ontology annotation, cellular component: ribosome; cytosolic large ribosomal subunit. Gene Ontology annotation, biological process: translation; ribosome biogenesis. The transcript is spliced from 4 exons. The coding region runs from base 209 to 571 and encodes 120 amino acids. The record is from RefSeq and is a predicted model, not a curated record. Gene Ontology annotation, molecular function: structural constituent of ribosome.
AAAGAAAGAAAUAAGAAGUAGCAGAACUUCACUUUCCUCAUAAAGAGGUAAUCGCAGCGCUAAGAGGAUUUACUUCAGCCGUCCGAUCUAGGGCUCUGGAGAAAAGAAACCCUAUAUAAACCUUAUCAUUGAAUGAGUGAGGUCUUUCGCCUCGGUCUUAUCUACUUCGUCUGGGCAGAAAAACGCAAGAGGGCAUAAGCUCUUGAAGAUGGUGCAGCGGCUCACGUAUCGCAAGCGGCAUAGCUAUGCCACCAAAUCCAACCAACACAGGGUCGUCAAAACCCCCGGGGGGAGAUUGGUGUACCAGAGCACUAAGAAGAGAGCCAGUGGACCGAAGUGCCCUGUUACUGGGAAGAGAAUCCAAGGGAUUCCUCAUUUGAGACCUGCUGAAUAUAAGAGGUCUAGAUUGUCCAGGAAUCGCAGGACUGUGAAUCGUGCCUAUGGUGGUGUAUUGUCUGGAGGUGCUGUGAGGGAGAGGAUCAUUCGAGCCUUCUUGGUGGAGGAACAAAAAAUUGUUAAAAAGGUCUUGAAGAUCCACAAGGCAAAGGAAAAGCAAGCCUCAAAGAGCUAAAUGAAUGGAGAAAGUAAAAGCUUUGUGGGCUUAUAACACAUGCAUGCAAGAAAUUUUGUGUUAGAUUAUGAUGACGGUGAUAAUGAUGAAAUGUGGGAGAAUGUUGUGAUGAGUCCUUUCUCUGAAUUUGAUAGAAUUGUUUUCAUAUUAGUUUGUUUGAGACUACUUAUGGGCUUGUUCAGUUUGUUGAGAAAUCAUUGCAGUCUUGUUUGAUAAUUUAGUGUUGAUUGAGAACUUGAUAAAUUGAUAAUGCCUUUUGAUUUUGUUCUGUUA